Messenger RNA from Fukomys damarensis (Damara mole-rat), 5397 nucleotides. RefSeq names its product L3MBTL histone methyl-lysine binding protein 1 (gene L3mbtl1). NCBI's taxonomy places the organism in Eukaryota, Metazoa, Chordata, Mammalia, Rodentia, Bathyergidae. Gene Ontology annotation, biological process: regulation of DNA-templated transcription. The coding region runs from base 8 to 2545 and encodes 845 amino acids. The transcript has 21 exons. Gene Ontology annotation, cellular component: nucleus. Gene Ontology annotation, molecular function: zinc ion binding; protein binding. The record is from RefSeq and is a predicted model, not a curated record.
UAGGCCUAUGAGGAUGGAGAGUCAUACUGAAAUGGAGAUGCUCAGGACAAUGAAGGGGCCUUCCACAGGGGAAGUCAGUGUGCACCUGGUGGCCAGAGACAGCCCAGGUUCCGGUCCUCACCUGCCGGCAGCUGCCUUCAUCAUUCCGGCUAGCACAGCCACCCUUGGCCUGUCCAGCAGUGCCCUAGAUAUGUCCUGCUUUCCGCGGGAGCCAAUCCAUGUGGGCGCCCUGGAGCGGGUAGCCAGCAGCGAACCAGUGACAGCCACUGUUCUGCCACAGCUAAGUACUGGGCCUGCAGCCAGCUCUAGUGCCAGCACAGUGAGACUUCUGGAGUGGACCGAGGCUGCAGCUCCGCCCCCUGGGAGUGGUCUGCGGUUCCGGAUAAGCGAGUACGCACCGCUGAAUAUGGUGGGAAUAGAGCAACCACCAAGCCCCAAGCAGCAGCAGGAAGGCAGAGCCGAAUGCGAAGAUGGCGGGGCCACAUCAGGAGGUGGCCAUGAGGACACCCAACAACCCGAGGGCCUCCCCCAGGACCCUCCUGAAGACUCCUCUCAGGACCGCCCAGAGGAUGACAGCGCCUGUCGGUGCCAGGCCUGUGGACCUCAGCAAGGCGCUGGUCCAGACCUUGGUUCCCCCAGUGAUACCUGCCCUCCCCUGUUCCAGGAGCGGUCUGUCAUCGUGGAGAACUCCUUGGGCUACACCAGCGCUUCUGAGCUCCUCAAACCCAUGAAGAAGCGGAAGCACAGGGAAUACCAGAGUCCAUCAGAGGAGGAAUCGGAGCCAGAGGCCAUGGAGAAGCAAGAAGAAGGAAGGGAUCCAGAGGGACAGCCCAGUGUCAGCACUCCAGAGAGCGAGGAGUGGAGCAGCAGCCAACCAGCAUCAGGUGAGAAGAAGGAAGGUUGGUCAUGGGAGUCCUACCUGGCAGAGCAGAAGGCCAUCACUGCCCCAGUCAGCCUCUUCCAGGACUCCCAGGUAGUCACUCAUCACAAGAAUGGCUUCAAACUGGGCAUGAAGCUGGAAGGCAUUGACCCUCAACAUCCGUCCAUGUACUUCAUCCUCACUGUGGCCGAGGUGUGUGGCUACCGCCUGCGUCUGCACUUUGAUGGGUAUUCCGAGUGCCAUGACUUCUGGGUCAAUGCCAACUCCCCUGACAUUCACCCUGCUGGCUGGUUUGAGAAGACUGGGCACAAGCUGCAGCCUCCCAAAGGUUACAAGGAGGAGGAGUUCAGCUGGAGCCAGUACCUGCGCAACACAAGAGCUCAGGCAGCCCCCAAGCACCUGUUUGUGAGCCAGAGCCACAGUGCCCCUCCCCUGGGCUUCCAGGUGGGCAUGAAGCUGGAGGCUGUUGACCGCAUGAACCCGUCCCUCGUCUGCGUGGCCAGUGUGACCGACGUGGUAGAAAGCCGCUUCCUGGUGCACUUUGACAACUGGGAUGAUACUUACGACUACUGGUGUGAUCCCAGCAGUCCCUACAUCCAUCCAGUGGGCUGGUGUCAGAAGCAAGGAAAGACCCUCACCCCUCCACAAGAUUAUCCAGACCCUGAUAGCUUCUGCUGGGAGAAAUAUCUAGAAGAAACUGGGACUUCUGCUGUGCCCACCUGGGCCUUCAAAGUGCGACCGCCUCACAACUUCUUGGUCAACAUGAAGCUAGAAGCUGUGGACCGCAGAAAUCCAGCCCUGAUUCGUGUGGCCAGCGUGGAUGAUGUGGAAGACCAUCGAAUAAAGCUCCACUUUGAUGGCUGGAGUCAUAGCUAUGACUUCUGGAUUGAUGCCGACAACCCAGACAUCCACCCCGCAGGCUGGUGCUCCAAGACAGGACAUCCCCUGGAGCCUCCUCUCCGGCCCAGAGAGUCCAGCUCUGCCUCCCCUGGGGGCUGCCCCCCUCUCAGCUAUAAGAGCCUGCCUCACUCAAGGACCUCCAGAUACAGCUUUCACCACCGGAAGUGCCCCACUCCUGGCUGUGAUGGCUCUGGCCAUGUCACAGGCAAGUUCACAGCUCACCAUUGCCUCUCGGGCUGCCCACUAGCUGAGAGGAACCAGAACCGCCUGAAAGCAGAUCUGUCUGACACAGAGGCCUCGGCCAAGAAGAAAAACCUCCCCAACCUGUCACCAAGGAAGAAGCCUCGCCAUCAUGGCCGGAUUGGACGCCCUCCAAAGUAUCGGAAGAGUCCACAGGAAGAAUUCCAGACACUUGCUCCUGAUGUCAUGCAGCAGUCCUUCUUCAUGUCAGCCUUGUCGGCCCACCCUGAUCGCUCACUGUCCUUAUGCUGGGAGCAGCACUGCAAGCUCCUGCCAGGAGUGGCAGGCAUCUCAGCUUCUGCUGUCUCCAAGUGGACCAUUGAGGAGGUCUUUGGCUUCGUUCAGACCCUGACAGGUUGUGAGGACCAAGCACGCCUCUUCAAAGAUGAGAUGAUUGACGGCGAGGCCUUCCUUUUGCUGACACAGGCGGACAUUGUGAAGAUCAUGAGCGUCAAGCUGGGCCCAGCCUUGAAGAUCUAUAACGCCAUUCUCAUGUUCAAAAAUGCUGAUGACACCUUAAAGUGACUGGCCAGGGUUGGGCCCUCCUCCAUUCCUUGCUGGGACUCCCUCUCUAGCUGAUGCUUUCUUCCUGACUUGAGCUCCUCAUACCCCCACUGUACCCCCACCCUCUGUAUCUGACCAGGCCUGGUCCUUCCUGAAAGGUGCAGGGGGUCCUAGGGAAGGUGGAGACCUGCCCCGGGUCCUGGAGAUCAUUUACCUUCAGGGGCACUGGUGAGGCCAUGAUUGAGCUGAGGCAUCAAUGAGGGAGUUGUUGGAGGUCCCCUGUCUAGGGAAGCCCCACAUAUGAUGUUGACCAUGUCGUGAUCAAAGGGUCUUUUUUCUUAGCAGUGAGGAAGAGUCCCCACCCUGAGGCUCUUUUUCCUUCUCUGUAUUUUUCUCUCCCUCACUUCUUUCCUCUGCUAAGAAGUGACCCUGCCAUAAGCAUUUAUGCAUAAAAGCACCUCCUCCCCUUUUCCCUGCUGGUUUUAUGGCCUAUAUUCUUCUACCCAGUUUCCUGGGCAUUGCCAACCAUGGCCCAGCCAGCCCCUUGGCUCUUCCCUGUAGAUAUAUGAGCCUCAGAAACAUGUCAUCAUGGUUGGGUGUGGUGGCACCUGCCUGUAAUCCCAGCACUCUGCAAGGCCAAGGUAGGAGGAUUGAAAAUUAAAACCCUGCCUGACAAUAGGGUGACUUAGUGAGACCCAGGCGGGGUUUGGAUGGGGACUUGAGGUGCAGCUCAAUGCAAAAGCCCUGGUCAAUCUCCAAUACUAUCCAAGAGUGAAAAGGAAGGAAGGAGGAAAGGGAGGGAGGGAAGGAAGGAAAAAAGGAAGGAUAUAUGUCAUCAUGGGAGCUCCUAGCUGCCUUUGUUUUGCCCAGCAGUGAAAGAGACUCAGAGCCAAUAUGCCUUUGAACAUGUCCAAUAUGAGCCAAUGGGCAUUUUAGUGGCCCACACUGGGUCCUAGUUCCAGCGGCAUGAGCAAGUGAUUGAAGCCUAUUUUAUAGCUGGCAGUGGUUGAGGUUCACUGAUGUUUUGCAUACUCUCUCUCUGAUGGGUCUGGGGAAAAGGAAGCCUGGUCUGGUAAGUAGCCCAGGCCAAAAGACCUGCUCAAGGGACUUUCAGACAAUCUGUAGCCAAAGGAGAGCUCUGGUAGGCAUGGUAGUCCCAAAAGCUGAGCAAGCAUCCUCUCUACAUCUGUGGGUCUCAGCCAGGGUAUUGCCCUUGUCUGCCUGCCCAGGCCUAGGCCCCCUGCCUGCCAGACCUCCCACCAUGGGAAUGUAGCACUCUGUCUAGCACAUAUCCUCCCCUCGAAAAUAUAUGAAAUCACAUUUGAUCCGUCCCUUGUAUGUCUACCACUUGGUCUUGAGGUGUCUCACAAAGACCACUUAGGGAUGGGAGUUGGAAAGGUGAACUCUUCUAUCUUUGAGUUCUCUGUCCCUUAAGCCCUCUUACCACUCCUUAUGUGUCUUGCACUGCCAGCUGGGUCCCUGGUGGGACUCUGGGACUUCAACCUCUCUGUCCACAUGGGGACCCAGCCUCCACUGAGCCACUGCCAAACCUGGCACCCAGCCUGGGUGGGAAGGGCUAGAGCCGCCCUCAGAAGCCAGCCCCAUCUGAAGGUGAAGGGCUAAUGCCAAGCUCCCAUAUCCCCAGGUGCUGAGAUGGGCCUGCGGGCUGUGGAGCUGGGGUCCUUCACCAGACCCCUUCUCGGUCAUGUGAUAUGUGUAUGUAUAUGUGCACAGAACUCAUGCAGAUGUGAGGCUCAGUGCUGGGACUAUGUCAAGGGCUACUGUUAAAUAUGAAGCUUCAUUUUUUUCCUUAGAGGAAACCCAAAGUUCUGUUGAUUUCCUGCCACAGCCCUAUAGAGGCCCCACUCUACUACGGGCCAGACAAGUUUUAAGGAUAGCCAUUGAGCCCCAGCUGACCUCUGCAGAGCUUCAGAUGUCCCUUCCCUUUCAGUCUGAGCACAGCCUUCCUGGGAGGGAGGCCACGUGAGCAGGCCUGGCCACAGGGUGUGGGCUAGGUUUACAGAGAUGACAUUGCUGCCCUUUGGCUGAAGUAAAAGGAGCACAUGCAAGUCUUUUAUUCUGCUACCUAGGUGUCAGUGGAACUCAUCCUUGUCCUUAAUUUGCCUCUCAGAUGCUCACUGACUUUGUGAAAUAAGAAGGCAGCAAGUACUCGCACCACAUGCUCCUGGCUAGUGCUGUGGACCUCACAGCUUCAAAGGAGAGGGGCUGGGUAGCUUUUGCCAUGUCGAUCUGUCACCCACCAAAUGUUCACCUGUGGGAGAGACCAGGUGAACCAAAGGCCUCUGAGCCUUGAGCCUCAGCAUUCUCUGCACUGUCAAACCUGUGGGAAAGAAACCAAAUCAUAGAAAAGCAGGAAGAAGUCAGCCUCUGUCUUCCUCCACUGCCCUUCACCCUACUGCAUGCCCACACUAGCUCUCUGUACCUUGGCCUGAGAUCAUAGAGGAUAAGGGAGUGGGUGGCAGUUCUUGGUGCCCGGUGCCCUGUUCCCUAUGCCCUGUUCUGUAGCAACAGGUACCACUUAUACUUUGGCCCCAGCAGGCUCACCCAGCCUCUGUCCUAUCUUGGCCUAGGACAAGGACAACCUUUCUGUUUAAUUUCUGUGGCAGAGAAUAGCCCCCAGAGUUUGAAUAUGAAGCCCGUUUGCACUUUCAUUCACAUGCACUUUGGUGGGGUUACAUUUUUGUACUUGUCUGUGUGUGUGUGUGUGUGUGUGUGUGUGUGUGUGUAAUUAAGCUCAUAUGUUCUUUAAGAGAAUCCUCUGGUUUAAAUGAAAGUGACUCAUGAAGGAAGAAAAGUUACAAAUAAAAUAUGGUGUGAUUUGUCAAUGUAUUGAAACAACCUAAAUAAAGUUU